Molecule: messenger RNA, 1545 nt
Organism: Aspergillus caelatus
Lineage: Eukaryota; Fungi; Ascomycota; Eurotiomycetes; Eurotiales; Aspergillaceae
Exons: 3
Coding region: 1-1545 (514 amino acids)
Source: RefSeq, a predicted model, not a curated record
AUGCGGGGCAAUCCAACCUCGUUCUUCUCCAUGACGGCCCUUCAAAAAGGAUGGAUGCUAGUUGCCAUCACGGUCAUUUUCUGGGCUAUACCUAUCGCAAUGAGCUUCCCAUCUAGUGCAAUGACCGUCAAAAAUGCAAUAUACACCCAUAUUAUACCACAGAUAGUGCCUAGUAUGGUCCCUCAAGAGACCUGGGGUGGCAAUACGACGGAAUUGUUAGAUAAGGGUUUGGCGAUGUACGUGACACCUAGCGACGCGGACGCGAAUGCUUUGGACAAUGUUCAGGUUGUCUCCAUCGACCCCUUGUAUUUUGUGACACUGCACACCAAUGUUAAGCCUGUUGUUCAGCAGCUAGCCACGGAAAGUAUGGUGAAUGGCGCCCCACGGACAAUGGACUCUCCUUGUGGUAUGAACUGCUCUUAUGAGAUCUCCUUCGACGGCCCUUAUUUCAAUUGCAAUCACACUCUUACAGAACACAUCACACCGGGUGAUUACAAUACUUCCAGUGCGCACAUCCAAUUUUAUGAGAGCAACUGGACUACGGCUCAGAAUAAGCCAGACGGUGGGAUUAUCGGGGACUAUCGUAUCAAGAGCCUCGAGGUACACGUCUUCUUCCUGAAUGCCUCUUCGGCAUACCAAUUGAGCUAUGCCACACAUGCCCUUACGUGCCGCCCAAGUCGGGCGAAAUACCACGUGGUGCAGCAGUUUCGCAACGGUCAACAGUCUUCGACUGUCACAACACGCGAUGCCCAAGACCUGGUCUUGAUGGAUGAGAUGCUGUACUUUUCCAAGGACAAUAUGACUGCCGGGGUCAUUGACCAGAUUCGAGACCGUAACAUAAUGACGCUGAUUGUGGCAAUGGCCAAUGUCCUCACUGGCACAGUGACAGGGGUUACGGUUGGUGUCGAUAACGGAUCCAUCCCGCAACAAGCAUACGUCUCAGGAAUCAUAGAGGAUUGGGACAGUCUGUUCGAUAUAACUGAAGACAAUCUCAAUUCGAUGUUAGCAAACAUCACUAUGAGUGUUAUUAACCAAUUCCAGCUUAACACAGCUACUACCAAUGUAACACGGCAUGAUCUACGCACGCAGUUUGCCUUCUCCCGGCCGUUGAAUCUUUUGCUCUCUUACUUUCUCUCCCUGGGUGUUGCGCUUCCUCUAGCUGCUGUAGGGUACUGGUCACUCCGACAGAAUGGCGUUCCAGCGACGGAUAAUGGCAUUCUGCAAGUAACUAUGACUACUCGGGGGAGCCCAAAGUUAGAUCAGCUGACGAAGGGUGGGUGCUUAGGGGGGAACCACAACGAAUCGGCGCAGCUUAAACAACUCGAAGUUCAGUUUGGAGAGGUAUCUCGAGCAAACAGUUCUCGAGAAGAGCAGAAUAGCCUUGGGGCUUCCACGUCAGAGCUCAGGAUGGCUGGAUUUGCGCCUAGAGAUGAGGUUACUCCUCUUCUCCGUGGGGAAAGAUAUGGAGUCACAUAUAAUGAUAAGGUCGCCGGUAGUAAGGUGCGCGAUGGGUCCCUGCUCACUGACGAUGGUGUACAUAAUUAG